GCUAAAUUACUAUGUGCGCUUUAAAAGUGGUACAAGUGUAUUUGUGCUUAUUUACUUGUACUUUCUCUACAAAAUAAACCAGUAAAAUCACCAGCACGUAUGCGUUCUCUUCUUAGUUAGCUCAAUAUAGCAAUUAACCGAUCGCAAUAGCAGAGGAACUCUCAUGGCUCCUGUGGUACCCAGAUCCGGAGACGCCAUUUUCGCCAACGUCGAACGAGUGAACGCAGAGCUUUUCACUCUAACGUAUGGAGCAAUCGUGCGCCAACUGCUGACUGAUCUGGAGGAGGUUGAUGAGGUCAAUAAACAGCUCGAUCAAAUGGGUUAUAAUAUAGGAAUCAGGCUCAUAGACGAGUUUCUGGCAAAGUCUAAUGUUUCAAGGUGUGUUGAUUUCAAGGAGACAGCUGAAGUCAUUGCCAAGGUCGGUCUCAAAAUGUUCCUAGGAGUGACUGCAACAGUGACAAAUUGGAAUGUUGAGGGAACAACAUGCAGUCUAAUUUUGGAGGAUAACCCCUUGGUAGACUUCGUUGAGCUCCCUGAUACCUGUCAAGGCCUAUAUUAUUGUAACAUCUUAAGUGGAGUAGUCAGGGGAGCAUUAGAAAUGGUGUCAAUGAAAACAGAGGUCACGUGGCUUCGUGAUAUGCUCAGAGGGGAUGACGCAUUUGAGUUGCAACUGAAGCUUCUGAGGCAAGUUCCUGAGGAGUACCCUUACAAAGAUGACGAGUAACAUACCUCCUUUUUUAUGCUUGCCAUUUGGAGUUAUACGACAAUCUAUAGCAAAUGCACACACAGAUCUCUGUCUAUUAUUGAGUAUGUUUAAGUUCUGAUAUUGACAAUUUUCUACUGAUGAUCUAUGCUCUGUAAUUUUGAGAUCUGUCCUAUCAUUCAUGGAUUUAAUAGGCAUUGUCCUGCUUCUAAA
This is a messenger RNA of Solanum lycopersicum (tomato), 916 nucleotides long. Its product is annotated as trafficking protein particle complex subunit 3-like. Lineage: Eukaryota; Viridiplantae; Streptophyta; Magnoliopsida; Solanales; Solanaceae. Gene Ontology annotation, cellular component: cis-Golgi network membrane; cytosol; TRAPP complex. The record is from RefSeq and is marked validated. Gene Ontology annotation, biological process: intra-Golgi vesicle-mediated transport; endoplasmic reticulum to Golgi vesicle-mediated transport.